GGCCCAGCAUGCGCAUGCUCGACGAGCAGACCUCCAACGACGUCGAAGUCUCGCUGGCCGACCAGGAGCGCAUCAACGCCUUUUCGCGCCUCAACUCGCGCGCCGCCGACGCCGAGGCGCGCAUUGCGCAGCUGCGCGACGAGAAGGAGACGCUGGGCGACUUGGAGAUGGAGCUCGAGCUCGAGGGUGAGGAUGAGGUCCUCUACAAGAUCGGCGAUGCCUUUCUCAAGGUGCCCGGCGAAGAGGCGUUGCAGUUGCUGGCGCGCGACACGGAGCGCGUCGACGCGCAGCUGGCACGCCUCGAGGCGCAGAAGGAGCAGUGCGACGCAGGCAUGCAGGAGCUCAAAGUGAAGCUGUAUGCCAAGUUUGGCAAGGAGAACAUCAAUCUGGAGCGGUGACGCUGCUGCGGUCGUGGGGAGAUAGAGGGGAGGAAUGUCACUCUUUGAUGCCUGCCAGACGAC
Tilletiopsis washingtonensis is the source of this 461-nucleotide messenger RNA. RefSeq names its product putative GIM3-Gim complex component. Bases 9 to 398 code for a protein of 129 amino acids. Lineage: Eukaryota; Fungi; Basidiomycota; Exobasidiomycetes; Entylomatales. The transcript is spliced from 4 exons. The record is from RefSeq and is a predicted model, not a curated record. Gene Ontology annotation, cellular component: prefoldin complex; cytoplasm. Gene Ontology annotation, biological process: protein folding.